AUUCAGAAAUGCUGACAAGACAACAAACACACUUGUUGACUCAUCUCAAGUUUCAUCAUCUUUUUUUUCAACACAGCCUUUCAACAAGGUUCUCACACGUCAGCUGGCUCCAGUGGCGAUCUUUUUAAGAGUAUAAAAAAACUGAAGAAAAGCCUCAGGGCUCAAACCAAGAUCCUAUCAAGAUUCUACGGUACUAUUCAAGGGUUAUCUGAUCUGAACAGACUAGACAAUGAGAAAAGAAGUUAUUUUACUCGUCAGUUGUUUACUGGGGAUUAUACAUCCAGCUAUUUCAUGGGGUAGCUCGAACCAGGACAGUGUCCUUCUAAAAGACGUCAAAUCAAUCACUCUAGAAGCUGGUAAAAUGACCAAUGGCAGACGAUCCUCUCCAGUGCCCCAGCUGAAGUGUGUGGGAGGUUCAGCUGGCUACAGUGCCCCACAGCCGAGAGUCGUCCAAUGUAUCAACAUGGGGUCUGAUGGUUACGACGCCCAAUGGGAAUGCAAGGCUGAUAUGGAACAUGACUAUCGCUUUGGGAAGCUACAAGUGUCUUGUGAGGGCUAUAAAAAUCCUGAUGAUCCCUAUGUCCUCAGGGGAUCGUGUGGGCUAGAGUACGAGCUGGAUUACACUGAGCAGGGAAAAAACAGACAACAAAGUGGUGGUGGUGGUGGUUACUAUGAUAACUACCAAGGCAGUCACAGAGGUUCUAAUCACUACAACGAUGGCGGUUUCCGAUGGGGCAAGAUCGUGAGUCUGGUUAUCAUGGGAGCUGUAAUAUACUGGCUGUAUAAGCGUUGCUCGGGAGGGGGUCGAAGUCACACACCCACCAGCACUGCAGGCUAUUCUAGUGCUGGUACUGGCAGCACUAUGGGUGGCAGUGGUGCAGCUCCUGGUGCUGGUGCUGGUGGUGGUGGUGGUUUCUGGACGGGGGCUGCCACGGGGGGACUCCUAGGAUACCUGUUUGGGGGCAGAGGGACUGGGUACGGGGGCGGAGGUGGAUGGGGGCGUAGUUACGGCCCAUCAUGGGGCAGUGGGUACACCACAAGGUCCCACCGCUCCAGUGGGUGGGGCUCUGGUGGCGGUUGGGGCUCUGGUGGUGGAUGGGGCUCUGGCAGCUCCAGAUCUGGGUCCUCCAGGAGCUCCAGUGGAUCAAGAUCUACGUCAGGUUUUGGUGGUACCAGCAGAAGAUAAACCACUCCCUCCAUUGCGUCGUACAGAUACUGAACUUUCUGCACUAUAUAGUUGAUAUUGUAGAGUCAUACAAUAUUCUAGAUACUUUCACUGAUAGUCCACUGUCAUAAUAUAUGUAGUUUCCAUCCUCCGUGCUUUUGAGAUCAUUCCGUACGUAUUAAAUGCCUUUUCACAUAAUUAUUGUCACUGUAAACAAAAAAUUAUUGUAGAGUAUAA
This is a messenger RNA of Halichondria panicea, 1402 nucleotides long. Its product is annotated as store-operated calcium entry-associated regulatory factor-like. Gene Ontology annotation, cellular component: endoplasmic reticulum membrane. Bases 230 to 1186 code for a protein of 318 amino acids. Gene Ontology annotation, biological process: regulation of store-operated calcium entry. The record is from RefSeq and is a predicted model, not a curated record. The transcript has 7 exons. Lineage: Eukaryota; Metazoa; Porifera; Demospongiae; Suberitida; Halichondriidae.